Abrus precatorius (Indian licorice) is the source of this 2411-nucleotide messenger RNA. RefSeq names its product pentatricopeptide repeat-containing protein At5g21222-like. The transcript is spliced from 5 exons. The record is from RefSeq and is a predicted model, not a curated record. NCBI's taxonomy places the organism in Eukaryota, Viridiplantae, Streptophyta, Magnoliopsida, Fabales, Fabaceae. Bases 24 to 2084 code for a protein of 686 amino acids. Gene Ontology annotation, molecular function: protein binding.
CACACGAAACCCACUAAACUACAAUGGCUCUUCUGCUAAUUAUGCAUCAUAACCUCACUGCUAACUAUGCAGACCCAACUUUCGUAGGAAGCUCUUUAACUGCUUCACUUAGUAUAAUUCCGGAUGAGGCAUCACCUUAUGAUGCUAGGAUAAAAUCCAGCAAUUGUCAGGUCUUGCGGCCAGAAUCUGAUUUGGCCAAGGUAGAAAGCAGCCAGAAGGGAGCUCUCAUGAGUAAUGGAAGUGCUAAAGAUUUAUCAGUCAUGGAACUGCAGCAAUACAAGAAUAACCAUUCAAAAUUAAGGAACAACCAUUCAAAAUUAAGGUCUACUUCAGAAGAGACGCAUAAUCAACCCUGCUGUCUUGUCUGUAAAGGGAAGAACAGUUGCCAAACGGUUCAUUCAAGAACAAAACUGAUGAAUACUUUGAUUGGAAGAGGGAAACCACAUGAAGCUCAGGCCGUCUUCAACAAUUUGACUGAAGAAGGACAUAGGCCCACUCUCAUAACAUACACAACUCUUGUGGCUGCCCUAACCCGCCAAAAGCGUUUCAAGUCUAUUCCUGCACUUCUUUCUAAAGUUGCAGAGAAUGGGAUGAAGCCUGAUUCAAUACUUCUCAAUGCCAUGAUCAAUGCUUUUUCUGAUUCUGGCAAGGUAGAUGAAGCCAUGAAAAUCUUUCAGAAAAUGAAGGAGUAUAGAUGUAAACCAACAACUAGUACUUAUAAUACCCUCAUCAAAGGAUUUGGGAUUGCUGGAAGGCCUCAUGAAUCUAUGAAAUUGCUAGAGAUGAUGGGUCAGGAUGAAAAUGUAAAACCAAAUGAGAGAACAUAUAAUAUUCUCAUCCAAGCCUGGUGUACCAAGAAGAAACUGGAAGAGGCAUGGAAUGUUUUGCAUAAAAUGGUGGCCUCUGGUCUGCACCCUGAUGUUGUCACAUACAACACAUUGGCAAGGGCAUAUGCUCAGAACGGUGAGACAGAAAAAGCCGAAAUGUUAAUAUUGAAAAUGUACUACAACAAAUUGAAACCUAAUGAACGAACUUGUGGUAUCAUAAUAAGUGGUUAUUGCAAGGAAGGCAAUAUGACAGAAGCCUUGAGGUUUCUGUACAGAAUGAAGGAGCUUGGAGUGCAUCCAAAUCUAGUAGUUUUCAACUCUCUUAUUAAAGGAUAUUUAGACAUUACAGACACGAAUGGAGUAGAUGAGGCACUGACAUUGAUGGAGGAAUUUGGGAUCAAACCAGAUGUGGUGACAUUUAGCACCAUCAUGAAUGCAUGGAGUUCAGCAGGGCUUAUGAACAAUUGUGAGGAGAUAUUCAAUGACAUGAUCAAGGCUGGGAUAGAACCUGAUAUCCACGCAUAUAGCAUCCUUGCAAAAGGCUAUUCACGUGCCGGACAGCCACGAAAAGCUGAGGCUCUUCUGGCUUCCAUGAGCAAAUAUGGUGUACAACCAAAUGUUGUGAUCUUCACUACCAUCAUAAGUGGUUGGUGUGCUGCAGGCAAAAUGGAUCGUGCCAUCAGACUUUUGGAGAAAAUGCAUGAAAUGGGAACUCCCCCUAAUUUGAAGACUUAUGAAACUUUAAUAUGGGGAUAUGGAGAAGCAAAACAACCAUGGAAAGCAGAAGAAUUACUCACUACUAUGGAAGAGAAUGGUGUUGCUCCUGAAAUGUCCACUAUGCAACUUGUUGCCGAUGCUUGGCGCGCCAUUGGUUUAUUCAAAGAAGCCAACAGAAUUCUGAAUGGUUCAGAAGAAGAUUCUGAGCUAGAUCGAAGUUUUGACAGCGACAAGAUGCCACCAGUCCGGAGUUUAGAAAGUAUUUACAAGAAACAGAAACUCAGUGCUUCGUCCUCCAAUCUGCUACAAAUACCUGAUGCUGUGGUAGCUCAUCCAGAAAGAACAAAUAAUGGCAACAUAAGAAGCCACAUGAUAGUCAAAGCACCCGACAACACGCGAAAUGCUACCAUUUCCAUGGUUUUAAUUCGUACAACAAGUUCAUAUGGAGUACAACCAAUGAUUGUAAGUAAGCAUCAAAUUCAAAAUCAGAUUGUUAGACCUUUGCUUGAUUGUUGCAAAGUAGUGUCAAUACUUUGUUGAGGUGACUCUGAGCUGGGAUGACAGUUCAAUACACCAUGCUGACGAGUUCAAGUGGAACAAUUGUAGAUAUCAUUGUUGAACUCCAUAAAUCAGAUCACAUACACUUGCAAGUUUGACAAAAUGCUGAUGUAAUUUGCAUUUGUUGAACUGCUGCUGCUUUUGUUCAGUAUUCACUUACCAAUGAAAUGUGUACGCUACAUGAGUACAGAAUUCAUUGAUUUGGAAUUUUGUGUGCAUUGCUUAUUGUGGGGAAGUCUCUUACUUCAAGAAAAAACUCUGAAAAGUUUAUGACCAUAUCAAUCAAAACUAAUUGCCCGCGACCAACAU